This is a messenger RNA of Adineta steineri, 1464 nucleotides long. NCBI's taxonomy places the organism in Eukaryota, Metazoa, Rotifera, Eurotatoria, Adinetida, Adinetidae. The record is from the annotation of a GenBank genome assembly.
AUGCUGUUUUAUAUUACUAUUCCAAUUUUAUGUCUUGCUACUUUAGCAGUACAUGCUGAUGAAUUUCUUCCAGUUCAUAGUAGUCGAGCAUCUCAAACAUGUUAUGGUGAACAUGGAUGUUUUACUACUGCUAAACCAUUUGGUGGAACAUUACAACGACCAUUCACUGUAUUACCUGAUCAGCCAAGUGUAAUUGGAACUAAGUUUUAUUUAUAUACAAGAGCAACACGAAAAAGUCGCACAGAAAUUAGCCGAUCCACAACACUUAGUCCAUGGUCUUCAAAAGUACCUACAAAAUUUCUUGUUCAUGGCUUUUUAGAUAGUACUAAUAAUAAACAAUGGUGGAUAGAUAUGAAAAAUGCUAUGCUCGAUGUAGAAGAUGUAAAUGUUAUUAUGGUUGAUUGGUCUAAAGGUAAUGGAUUUCCAUAUACAAAAGCUGCAUCAAAUACUCAAGUUGUUGGUGCUGAAAUUGCAUUACUUAUUAAAUAUAUGAUAGAGAAACAUGGCUCUAAAGCUAUAGAUUUUCAUGUUAUUGGUCAUUCUCUUGGUAGCCAUGUUGCAGGUUAUGUUGGAAAAAAUCUUCCUGGACUUAGUCGAAUUUCAGGCUUGGAUCCUGCUGGUCCUUAUUUUGAAAAUACUGAUCCAUCAGUUCGUCUUGAUCCUACUGAUGCUUUAUUUGUCGAUGUUAUUCAUACAGAUGGUACUCAUAAUCUUCUUCUUGGACUAGGUACUCUUCAACGAAUGGGUCAUGUUGAUUUUUUUCCUAAUGGUGGUUAUAAUCAACCUAAAUGUUCAGCAACAUCAGGCAAAAUCAUAAAUCUUAUUCUUCAACUUGGAACAAUGAAUGUUGAAGGUUUUAUGAUGACAUCAUUAUGUAGUCAUAUGGCUGCUGUUUAUUUCUAUACAGAUACAAUUCGUAAUCAAUGUCCAUAUGUAGGUUUUUCAUGUUCGAAUUUCGAUGAAUUUGAUUCGGGUAAAUGUUCAUUACAAUGUGACGGUAAUAAAAAAUGUAAUCGUAUGGGUUAUUGGGCAACAUCAACUGAUGCUAAAGGAGAUCUUUAUUUAAAAACACAAGAUGCUAAUGCUUUUCCAUUUUGUGUCAAUCAUUUUCAAGUUACUCUUCAAUCGGGCUCAGCGUAUACACAAACACGAGGUGUUGUAACAUUGAAACUUAUUGGUACUCUUCAAACAAUUUCUGUUGUUUUUGAUAAUGGAGAUACAACAUUUAAACGUGAUUCAACUGAAACUCGUUUUAUUCCACUUACUGUUGAUAUUGGUGAAGUGAAACAAAUUGAAGUUGAUUUCAAGAAAAAAGCUAGUUUAGUUACAACUUUAUUAUAUUCAUCAUCAUGGGCAUUUACUAAAGCUAUUGUACUUAAUGGUGAUAAUCAAAAUAGUCGUACAUUUUGUUCUAAUGAUAUGAUUGGUACAACUGAUUCAAAAUUCCGAUUUUCUUCAUGUUAA